Molecule: messenger RNA, 1014 nt
Organism: Adineta steineri
Lineage: Eukaryota; Metazoa; Rotifera; Eurotatoria; Adinetida; Adinetidae
Source: the annotation of a GenBank genome assembly
AUGUUUUCUAGUCGUCUUCAUCGUCAACCAUUAUCAGCUAUGAAUAAUAGUUUUACAUCAUUUUCAUCUGAUAAUUCAUAUAUGCCGAAUAGAAGACAAUCAUCACCUUUUCCUUUACGUCAGUUAACUGUACGAGAUCUUCAUGAUAUCAAUGAAACAGAUUUAAAUAAUCAAUCAAUAUCUAAAAUUCCAAGACCAAUUCUUAGUAUACCACGUCCAUCAAUACGUAUGCCAACAGAUGAUUUAUUAUGGUGGACACCUGAUGAAACAUCUUCAUAUAGAGAAGAAUUUCCAGCAUCGAGAAGAUAUCAUCCUGAACGACCAUUCUAUCAAAUAACAGCACCAUCAACAAAUUUACCUUCACCACCAAUUCAAUAUCAAAUUGUACCUAUUUCAUAUCAAAGAUCUUUACCAAAUCGUAUUCUUCAUCGAAUAAAACAUAAAAAAUAUUUUAAAGAAAAAACACCAGGUUUAUGUACAACUUUAUGUUCUGGUGGUCUUAGUACAUGUGCAGCACUUGUCUAUUUAUGUAUUAUACUUGCUUUACCAGUUACAAAACUUGUUUUGGGUAUACUUUAUAUUGGACAAUGUCCUGUAAAUAAAAAUAUUCCAUUAUUUAUGAUUGUUUCUGGUGCGUGUGGUUUAGGUAUUAUACUUUUUCUUCUUCUCUCAUCAACUUGUACAUUUUAUCGAUCAUCGACAAUAGCAAGAAAAAUAACUCAUAAAUUUAUAAUAUGUACAAUUGCAUUAUCACGUGGUAUGCAAGGUGCUCUAGCUAUUUUUCUUUUUGUCUGGUUUUUUAUUGGUAAUGUUUGGGUAUUUGGUGCUCGGUCACGUGUUCGAACAGAUGCACCUAAUGAUAUUAAUAAUUAUUGUCAACCAGGUUUAUAUUGGUUUGCUUUUUAUGUUCUUAUUUUUACUUAUGUUUUCGCUACUUUUAUGUGUUUUAUCAAAUUUUGUGGUAAUUUCUUUUGUUGCGGUGCAUGUGAUAUGUGGAAAAGAGCUUUUUCAUAA